UUGCAGCUCUUAUUUAGGAAGAAAAACAAGAGAAAUAUAUUAAGCUGAUAAGAAUAGAUACUGCACUUGCUCAUAGCUAACAGGCGAGAAAGGUACGAGGAAAGACAAGAAAAGUUAGAACAAAAGUAAUCUUGAAAUUAUAAUUCAAAAAAGGUUGGUUUCCUCUUGUUUGUGUUGGUCAUGUAGGAUGUGAUGACUCUAACUAAAGCAAUUUAAUUUAUCUUUACUUGAAUGUAGCAGAGAUAGCUGGUUUAAAUUAUUUGAUUUUUCUUGUAUCUCUACAUAUAACUGCUGUUAGUAGUUUGUAUUUGCUGUAUUGAGCUGUGAAAGAGUGGGUUUUGUCGUUGGUCCAUACAACUAUACAAGUGAAGUCCAUAGUUUACCAUGUGAGUAAACCGACAAGGAGUCCUCACAAUAUUAGAAGUGUUAAGAACCAUGCAAAGUGUCUUACUUUCCUUUUUAGUCACUUUAAAAGAUAAUGCCUCUUUCUAUAUUUGGUAAGUCUCUAAUUCUAAUAUUCUACAUGGCUUAUUUAAGGCCACAAGAUUCAAAGGACAUUUUUUAGUACAUUACAUCCAUCUUUAGUCCUAAACUAUAAGAUACGAAAGUCUCUUUUAUUUUCUUAAACUCAAACUCUGUGCCUAGUCAAAUUAAGGCACUUCAAUUGAAAUGGAAGGAGUAGAAUUCUGGUGAAAAUCUUCUGAUCCGUCUUAAGAUAUUGUCUACUGAAAUGAGAAAGUCGCAGCUUUGCUUGAUAAUUUCUCUAAUCAGAGCCACCUUGUACUUUAGAAAGAAGAAAGAAUGGAAAAUCUUAUAUGCACUUUUAUUUGGUGGUACAUCUCACUUGGUGAUUCCAUUCAAGUUGGAAUGUACAUAACUGCUUAUCUUUUCAUGAGGACCAAAAAGAAUGAUGUAGGAGCUGAGGCAGGAGAAGUGUCAGAUUCAUCAACAUCUGCUGUUACUGCAGUUGCAGAAAAGCAAGCAACUGUUCCAGCUCCUGUGCAGCCUGCUGUUGUUCAUGAACCAAUACCAGAAAAACAACAACGGGAACUAAUGAAGUGGAUAUUGGAAGAAAAGAGAAAACUUAAGCCAAAAGAUCCCGAGGAGAAAAGGCGCAUUGAUGAGGAGAAAGCCCUUCUCAAGCAGUUUAUUCGAGCCAAGUCCAUUCCAAGUUUGUAGUGGAGACCCUUCACAGCUUUGAUUGAUACCAUUACCAGUAGUCUUGGAUUCACAAACUUAAUGUUUUGAGGUUGGAUUUCCCCUAUUUUCUUUUCACUGUAAAAAUGCACUGACGAAUCAAUUUGCUUGGACAAUGAAUGUAUAUACGAUCUUUGUCUGAAUGUUUGACUUUUACAAGAAAUUGGUAAAUUGAGUGCUUUCUCUUUA
Messenger RNA from Lycium barbarum (goji berry), 1386 nucleotides. RefSeq lists its product as uncharacterized. The coding region runs from base 802 to 1179 and encodes 125 amino acids. The record is from RefSeq and is a predicted model, not a curated record. The transcript has 2 exons. Lineage: Eukaryota; Viridiplantae; Streptophyta; Magnoliopsida; Solanales; Solanaceae.